CAAGAACCCCUCCUGCAGAUUUACUUCAGUGGUUCAGGCAGAAAGAAGGGAGUUUUAUCACUUGUACUCUUCCUUAAAUUUUGCAUUUCAUGCCCAUUCAUUCAUUGGAAUCCCAGAGGUCACUAACUGGAGGAUAUCUCUGGGAUUGUGUGUCUGUGUUUUAUUUUAAUUGACGAAAGCACUCGUGGUCUGUUAUUUUUAAAAUAUAUAUAUAUAGUUUAUUUUUAAAUUGUUAUCUUACCUUUGCCAUAAGUCUGCCCGGAAGAAGUUUCUAUCGCCCUCCGUCUCUCCCAGCGGUUCGAUUGGGAUCGUGUGCCGCCUUUCAGCGUUCCCUGCCCGGAUCAGGAUGAUUGGUUACAACAAGAAAUUUAGCGCAACAUAUAAAAGGCACGCCUGAGUGGGGCAUUAAAACAGAAAAAACAAAGAACUGCAGUUCCUGGAAAUCGGAAACAAAACAGCAAUUGCUGAAAACCUCUGGCAGCAUCUGAGAAGAGAAGAUACCUUGUCUCCAUUUCUCAGUCAGUCUCACGGCUCAGUUUGAAAGAUGAAGCUCCCUCUGGCAAUUGGUUUAGUCCUGAUAAUGGAAGUUCUCUUGAUGGAUGGGAUUCAUGCAGCCAAAAGAAGACAAAUGAAGCUAAGGGACAGAAUGAUUGCAGAUAGAAAGUGUACGACAGGUCCCAUGGAUCUGCUGUUUAUUAUUGACAGUUCCAGGAGUGUCCGCCCUUUUGAGUUCGAGCUGAUGAGGAACUUUGUGAUUGACAUGAUCAAUUUCCUGAAUGUGGGACCUGAUGCUGCCAGGAUUGCUAUGAUCCAGUACUCCAGCCAGAUCCAGAAUAUCUUCUCCUUCAAGACCUUCCAGAAGAAAGCUGACAUGAUCAAGAGUAUCAAGGAGGUGAUCCCAUUGGCCCAGGGCACAAUGACCGGCUUAGCCAUCAAGUACGCCAUGAGCAUCGCUUUCACUGAGAAAGAGGGUGCGCGUCCCCUGGUGCAGAAAAUCCCAAGAGUUGCCAUCAUUAUAACAGAUGGGAGGCCCCAGGACCGGGUCACCGAGGUAGCAGCAGAGGCUCGGGCGUCUGGUAUUGAGAUCUAUGCCGUCGGGGUGCAGAGAGCAGAGAUGUCCUCCCUCAGAGCCAUGGCCUCUUUGCCACAUGAGGAACACGUCUUCCUGGUUGAGACCUUUGACCUGAUUAAUCAAUUUGCGAAGACCUUCAAGGACAAGCUAUGUUCUCAAGACCUGUGUGCUAAUGCAAAUCAUGGCUGUGAACAAAUCUGUACCAGCACACCUGGAUCCUUCCGCUGUGCAUGCCGUGAGGGCUAUGUGCUGAACCCAGACAAGAAGACGUGCACAGCUAUUGACCUCUGCUCCUAUGGAGACCAUGACUGUGAGCAGAUAUGCGUCAGCUCUCCAGGUUCAUACAAGUGUAGUUGUCGUGAGGGCUUCACGCUGAACCCAGACAAGAAGACUUGCAGUGCUGUCAACCACUGUGCCCUGGGAGAUCAUGGUUGUGAACAUAUCUGUGUAAGUACGCCUGGAUCCUACCACUGCCGCUGUCGACCUGGGUACACUCUUAAUCAGGACAAGAAGACUUGCUCUGCCAUCAACUUCUGCUCACUGGGAGAUCAUGGCUGUGAGCACAUCUGCGUGAGCACCCCUGGGUCAUAUAAGUGCCGUUGCCGACCAGGAUACACCCUCAACCAGGACAAGAAGACCUGUACCAUGGUGAACUAUUGUUCAUUUGGGAACCACAGCUGCCAACAUGAAUGUGUCAGCAUUCUGAAUGGAUACUACUGCACAUGCCAGGAUGGAUUUGAACUGCAGGAUGAUGGGAAAACAUGUAAAGCUGUUGACAUGUGUAACACGGUGGAACAUGGGUGUGAGUUUGAGUGUGUCAGCACCCCUGGGUCAUACUUCUGCAUCUGCCCUGCAGGGAGGCAACUCAAUGAGGAUGGGAAGACCUGUAACAGAUGCAGUAAGGAAAACAUUGACCUGGUCUUUGUCAUUGAUGGUUCCAAAAGUGUGCGACCCGAGAACUUUGAACUGGUGAAGAAGUUUGUGAACAACAUUGUAGAUGCCUUGGAUAUCUCCAGCCAGGGGACCCGUGUUGGCUUGGUGCAGUAUUCCAGCCGUGUGCGCACCGAGAUUCCGCUGGGUGCGCACACAUCCGCUGUGGCUUUGAAGAAGGCAGUGAACAAUGUGGUGUACAUGGAGAAGGGCACCAUGACUGGACUUGCUCUCAAACACAUGAUGGAGAACGUCUUCAUUGAAGCAGGAGGUGCCAGGCCUGGGUCUCAGGGCCUGCCUAGGGUAGGCGUUGUAUUCACUGAUGGCCGUUCUCAAGACAGCAUCACCGAGUGGGCCAAAAGGGCCAAAGAUGCUGGGAUCACCAUGUAUGCUGUUGGUGUCGGUAAGGCAGUGGAGGAUGAACUGCGAGAAAUUGCCUCAGAACCAGUGGAUCAACACUUCUUCUAUGCUUCAGAUUUUAGCAUCAUCGAUCAAAUCGCUGAGAAUCUAAAAGUGAACAUUUGUGAGGAGGAAGUGACUGGGCAGGAGACGAUUAAAGAUCCUUGUGCUUGUGAAACCCUUGUAGCAUUCCAACAAGACACACUAUCGUUGUUAGAAGAAUUCUCUCAAAAACUGGCCCAGAUGACAGAAAAGCUGGACGAUUUGGAAAACAGGUUGCCAAAAGCAGUGAAAUAAAAUGUGAACGGAAAACUCACCACCAUCAUUGCACCAUCCGAGGUGUUACUGCGUCGCUAAAGUUAUUUUAGCUUUUUGUGUAAUUGUCUUAUUUUCUGGGCGUUUUUUUUUAAUAAGAGAAGAUAUUCAUUUAGGAUGCAAAUUUCCACUGCUUUGAGCGACCUAACAGCGAAAGACCAGUUUUAUAAGAUCAUUUUACAAGAUGUAUAUCUUUCCACUUUUUAUAUUAAACUUGUGCAUGGAGUAAGAACUCCCAAUAUUUUGUUUAAAAACAUAGGUGUCUAAAGCUGCACGUUAUUUAAAAGGAAUGAAUAAACUUCAGCGUGUCAGUGUGGGCAACCCUGAACCGUUGACGGAGGGUAAUGGAAAUACUCAGAGUUUUGUCCGCAAACUUGUUUUAAGGCCGCUGAAGAGGGAAAGGAAGGACUGGUGGGAAACAAAACUGAAAAUGCACAGGAGACAUGAACAGAUUCUCAUUGGGAACAACUGGUGAUAGGUUAAUCAAACUGAGUGACAGUGAAAGAACAAAUAACCCUGCCCCAUAACAGUGCCUAGGACCCAAACAAGUCUCAUCCAUCAGCCCUAUCCCAACCUCACCACCUUCUAGAUUAGGCUAAACAUGAAACACAGUGAAAACUCACAGCGAAUAAACAGGAACAAAUUCUGCUAAAAUUCCUCUCCAGUCUGCUUUAGAGAAUGACAGCCAUAGACCCAGUGUUACCUAGAACAGCACUCACCUUCUACAUCAUAUGAUCUCUGCCCCAGCUCUCUCUCAAAGUUUUGCUCAGCACCAACAAUGUGCACUUCUAUAAUUCCUUUAAGGUUGGUUAAAAACUCAACAUGAUAAUAGCAAAAAUAGGAGCAUGAGUUAAGUUAUUCAGUCCCUCAAGCUUGUUCUGCCUCAAAGCAGAAUUAUAUUUACUCAACUUUCCCACACUGUCCACAAUUAAUUACCUUACUAUCCAAACAUCUACUGGUCUCAGUCUUUAAAAUGACUGAGCAUCUACUGCCUUCUGAGGGGUGAAGAACACCAAUGAUUCACAAAUCUUUUGAUAAAAUUCUCCACAUCUCAGUCCAGAAGUAUCAACCUCCUUAAUAUGAAACUGUGAUCCCGUACUAAACUUCUCAGCUAAUAGAAACAUCUUCUCAGCACCCACAUUGACUUUCCCCUUAAGAUCUUUAUGUGCUUCAAUGCAGUUACGUCUCAUUCUUCUACAGUUUUGGUAUUAUAGGCCCAGUCAGUUUUCACAUAUAUGCCGGUAACAUCCGGCUCUACCUCACAAUCACCUAUCUCAGUCCCUCCACUUCUACUAAAUUGCUUUCUCACAGGGCAAUAAGGAAUGAGUCAAGUGGCAUUUCAUUGCACAUCCUCUGAUGCAAGUCCAGUAUAUCCUUCCGUGGUAGAGAGAUGUGGGUAGAGAAGUUGUAAACAGAUGAAGGGUUUAUCUCUGAAACACCAGAUAUUCCUGUUUCCUUUCCUCAGGAUAGCUGACAGGUUCAUUGUGCAUUUUCUGUUUUUGCCACUGUUUUCAGAUGCAUGAUUGGCCACCAGUUAAUGACAUGUGUAUGUGGUUAGUCUGAUGGACACAUAGGGGAUUUGAGUUCUUUUAACAUUGGAGAUGUGUGAAGUGUCAAAAUAUAUAUCAAAUUGCCCACCCAUCAUGUGCCACACCAGAUUUAUAUUCCCAUUGGCAACCUCAGAUGGAACAAUUGGAUAAUUGGAUUUUGGUCAUUUUACACCAUUGGUCAAGAUGGUUUAUUGCUCUGGUGUGAACUGUCGAAUUGAGACAAAUUUCUGAGGGAUCUUGUGGUGCAGAGGGAGUGUCCCAUCCCUGCUCCAGAAAUGCUUCAUCAUCAACUCUGAACAGGUUGAUUAAAACUAUCUAUUCCAUCAGCCAAUGUUAAAAUUACCCCUAUCAAAUGCAAUAUAAAAUGUACAGAGGGUUCCUGUAACAGGAACAAACAAAAAUCACAGAAAUCUAUGAUAGGACUUAUUAUAACUUUUAUGAAUAAUAAAGUCAACCUAUUUCAUUAAAUAAAAAAAGUGCAAUAAGCAAAACAAAUGUUUUCUCCCAUUGACAAUCGCAUCAGUUACCAGCUCAGGUUUGGGUUUAGUUAUUUGUCAGAAAUUAUUUGCAGGAGUUUGUGUUCUUUUCCCCAUGGAGAGCAUAAUUUUCAGAGGUUUUCAGUGAUUCCAUUGGGUGUAAAGUACCAAAGCAGAAAAUGUCGACCAGAGUUUGUGUGCAUAUGUUUCUGUGUAUGUGUGUGUGUGUCUGUGUGUGCGCGCGCCUCUGGUGUUACGUCACCUGAUCAUCUGCCCCAUUCCUCAACUAUGUGCUGCCUCUUAGUGACCCUGACUGAAAUCAGUGUCAGCUUUCAAUAUUUCCUCUGGUGACACUAAGUGCUACCUAGCCACUAAUUUACUCAACUCCUCCACUCUUACUGAAUUAACUGACCUGUCAGACCACAGCCAAUACUGGAUCAGCUGAAAUGGUCACCCAUUAAUUCUUGGGAAGUUUGAAACCAUUGUUGUCAGUCCCCACUCAAACGCUGUUCCCCAGCUGUCAACUCUAUCCCUCUCCCAGGCAACACGUUGAGAAUAAGCCAGUCUGUUUGACUGAUCCAGGGCUGAGCAUCUGACAUCAUGCACAUGCCACUACCAACUAUUUUAUCUUCCAGAAUAUCAACCAAUUUCGUGUAUCUCAAUGAUCUGCUGAAACUUCAUUCACACUUUCAUCAUCUCGAAUCUCAAUUUAUUUAACACAGUCCUGGUCUGCCACGGUCUGACCUCCGUAAACUCGAGGUUACCCAAAACUCUGCUUUAUCUUAACUUACACCAAGUGCUGUUUCCUGGUGCUCGCCAACUCUGCUUUCUGUUCAAUUGGUGUGAGUUUAUCUUAAUGUGGCAAUAUUU
Messenger RNA from Stegostoma tigrinum, 5612 nucleotides. It is a transcript of the gene matn4, whose product is annotated as matrilin 4. Lineage: Eukaryota; Metazoa; Chordata; Chondrichthyes; Orectolobiformes; Stegostomatidae. The transcript is spliced from 14 exons. The record is from RefSeq and is a predicted model, not a curated record. Gene Ontology annotation, molecular function: calcium ion binding. Bases 545 to 2698 code for a protein of 717 amino acids.